AACGGGAGAUAAAGUGGUAAUCUUUUUAUAAAAAAAAUAAAUCAAAACCCAAAAAAUCAUUUUCAUUUUCCAAUCUCCAGCCAUUGUUGAAGAAAUGGAGAAAACAAAGGGAGAGAUUCCAGGAACAAGGCAGACGAAUUUGAAGACUGCAUUUGAGCUUGGAAUUCAUACCUUGUUAACUUCCUGUUCUAAAGAGGCAUUUUGUAAAGCUUUCCCUAAUUUUGCUCCAGCAGAACUUGAACGCCUUCAUCGGUUGUUCAUUCAGGUGAUUACUUCUUUGCAUGAGGAUAUAGAGGAUGAAUUCGAGUCUUUAUGCGUGGAGACACAGGCAGGACCAACUCUCAACAUGGUUGAGCAGCUUGUGGAAGAACAAAACUUGGACCCUUUGUUUCCAGAGAAGAGCAAUGUUGAAGAAGUCAGGCACUACCUAUCAGAAGCAAAACAUAAUGAGAUCAGCUACUUGACGACUAUGUUGGAAACGGCAGAAGAACAGAAGUGUGCCAUCACUUCUCGUCUUGAAGUCCUGAAGAAAGAAAGGCAUGAUUUCUCUGCUGCUGCUGCUGCAGACAUUGUUAAUAAGGUGCUAUAAAGCCUCUUACUAACUAUUUCUUUUGUGUAAUGAUACGAACUGGCAAUCAGAAAUACAAUACUAGCAACAAUAUUGGCUUCCAGAAUUGAUACUGGCCUCGGCUAAUGCAUCCUAUCCGCCUCAGUCCUCUGCCUAUUCGAGAACAUGGAUUAAACUAGAGACUAUCAGAACUUCCAUUUCAGGGUGCCUGUGAAAUCUGAAGUAAACUUAGUAGCAUUGCUUUCAAUUUCAAGCAAGUAAACAAGGCUUGUUUAUUUCUUGUUCACUAAAAUGCUAGUAUAUGACAUUGUAUGUGAUAUUAAUUAAGCAUUAGAAUAAGUGAAAGGACUAAUGGUUUCAUCUCUUUCAUACGUAGCAAUGUGGAAUAAAUAGAAUGACAAUUUUUUUAUAUUACUCUUUGAAUAUAAUAAAUUUAAUAUUAUUUAAAUUGAACAA
Molecule: messenger RNA, 1024 nt
Organism: Solanum dulcamara
Lineage: Eukaryota; Viridiplantae; Streptophyta; Magnoliopsida; Solanales; Solanaceae
Exons: 8
Coding region: 95-589 (164 amino acids)
Biological process (GO): chromosome segregation
Cellular component (GO): MIS12/MIND type complex
Source: RefSeq, a predicted model, not a curated record